AUGCCCCCUUUGUCCACGACGAGGUACAGCCAGCGACGCACUCGCAUCCCACCCACGUUCAACCUCAUGGUCGUGGGAGGGAAGGGCACCGGGAAGACAUCCCUGUUGCGGCUGUUGCUGGAGACGGCAGACACGUCUCCCAGCGCGACGAUGGACCAGAAGGCUGCGGUGGACCGGUUCUUGAAGGGCUCGACGAAGACGACGCAGGCUAUCCAGACGGCGUGUGUGGAGAUCUGCGAGUCGCGGUUUGACAGGGUGCUGUUCUCCGUCAUCGACACUCCCGGACUCGACUUCCAGGAGGGCCGCGAACUCCGGCUUGAGCGACAGGUCAACACCGUCCUCAAGUACAUCGACGCCCAGUAUGCGGACACGAUGAGCGAGGAGUCUAAAGUCAUUCGACAGAGCAAAGGCGAUCAGCACAUUCACCUCUGCAUCUACAUGGUCGACCCUGACUCUAUCAUGACUGCCGAGGCGCGUAGAGGCUCGUCGUCCUUGCCAACGAAAACGCGAUCCGAGACCACGGUCUCAAUGCGCACUCCGCCCGACCUUGUGCCCGACACUUCCUCCAACGACGAGUCCGAGGCCGAGGAGGACGACGAGACACUGACGAUGUCGCCUGCUGAGAUACGGGUCAUUCGAAGGCUCGCUGCUCGCGCGAACGUGCUGCCAGUCGUUGCCCGUGCAGACUCGCUGACGGACGAAAAAUUGCAGGCGGUGAAAAAUGCCAUCCGAACAGGCAUUGAAGAAGCAAACAUCGAUUUGGGCGUAUUUGGACCCGUGAAGAAGCCUGAUCCCGCCGCGACUCCCAAGAGGCAAACCCGUUUCGCCUCGGACGGCGAGACCAACGGAAAUGGGCACGGAAUCGCCGAGGCGGAUGAGACUGGGUCAGAGGACGGGGAGGACGAGGACGAGGAGCGCAAGUCGCGCCCUGUGAUCAAGCUUCGUCCAAAGAGGCUCGGACGCGACCUCUCUCGCUCCAGGUCGCGGAGGGAUCUCUCGCAGGCAGCUCAGGACGACCGCCGACCCAUCUCGCCAGACAAUACCGACAAGGAGAGCGUCGCCAACGUCCGCUUCUCCGCCCACAUCGUCGCGAAAACCGACGUCAAGAGCCUGAUGCCCUUCGCCCUUAUCGCCCCAGAGCCCACCAAGCGCCGUCGCCGACAGGCCCCCUCUGACGAGGGCCACCCACCGCCCACCGCGCCCACCUCUCCGAGUGUCGAACCCUCAGAGGACGGACAUGACGCGGACACCGUGCCCGCAACCCCAGCCUCAGCCCUAAGUCAUCGCCACUUUGGCUUCCUUCAGGGCCCUCCGGACGCCCUGAAGGGUCUCUUCAUCCGCAAGUUCAGGUGGGGCACAGUCGAUGUGCUUGACCCCAAUCAUUGCGACUUUGCUGCCUUGAGAACAGCUGUCUUAUCUACUCACUUAAAGCUUUUGAAAAUUCAUACUAAGGAAGUUCUGUACGAGAAGUACAGGACUGAGAAACUUCUGGCGCGGCGCGCAACUCGCCAUAUCUCUGAUGAAGAACGGCAACGAUUGUUAGAAGAUCUUGGAUUGUGA
Messenger RNA from Cyclocybe aegerita, 1560 nucleotides. Lineage: Eukaryota; Fungi; Basidiomycota; Agaricomycetes; Agaricales; Hemipholiotaceae. The record is from the annotation of a GenBank genome assembly.